UCUAUUUUUGAAGCCUUAAUGAGGAGUUUAUUUCUCAAAUAUGAAAUGCGCCAUUAACCCCUUGAGUGGCAGUUAGAGUCCACAAUUCUGUUUUCGUUCAAAUCGGUAAAAAUUGUUGGUCGUCACGUCAACAAAGCCGUUCAGUGUAUAUAACAUUCCCGCGUUUGGACGAAGGUAAGAGAAGUCAAUAAUAUUUGGGAAGGGUAAAAAUGUCAGCAAUUUUUAAAUACCAAAGUUUCUGCUGUUCAAAAUACAAUUUCCUAAUGAUAAUGGAGGACGGGGAGUGUUUACCAGUCAGCUGAAAGUUAAUUUGUGUUUUUCUUUCUGUAUUUUUGCAGUUUUUCCUGAGACUGAACAUUGGCCUAACUUGAAAUAAUUCAUAUCGUUGGAAUUUCCAAUAAUAUCAACAACAUGGCGGAGGAAUCUCUUGACUCCAAGGAGGUUUUGGAACGCAUGGAGUCCCUGCUGGGAAAGGAUAGAGAGCUCCGCAGUCUGGAGGAAGUUCCCCAGAUGUUCAGCGUGAUGAAAGCUUCUACCACGAUGGCCAGCAUGAGUGUCUGCCUCAACGUGCUGCUGCAGACACAAUCUCACGAUAUUCUCCAAAGGUUCAUCAAAGUGGGAGGCUUCCAGCUGCUCUCCUCCUGGCUCACCCACUCUGAAAGCACCAACAACACCCCGCUGCUGCGGCUCAUCCUGCUCACGCUGCAGAAGCUGCCUCUCAAAGUGAACCACCUCACACAGAACAACGCAGCCAAGUUCGUGAAGCAGCUGAGUAAAAGUGGAGAAACUGAAGGUGAGUUUGAGACUGAAAACAGCAUAAAUGUUGGUUUGAG
Cyprinodon tularosa is the source of this 833-nucleotide messenger RNA. RefSeq names its product serine/threonine-protein phosphatase 1 regulatory subunit 10-like. The transcript is spliced from 5 exons. Lineage: Eukaryota; Metazoa; Chordata; Actinopteri; Cyprinodontiformes; Cyprinodontidae. The annotation marks the transcript as partial. The record is from RefSeq and is a predicted model, not a curated record.